AUGUUGGCGCAAAACGAUAAACUAGCACCCAAACUCGAGACUAUCAUCAGCCCAUGGACUCAUGACUUCUACAAGUGCUACGUAAGUCCAACGGCUUUUUUCUUCGCUUUAGUACGUCUUGAAAAAUACUGUGCUCCGCGGACUCGUACACCGAGAGCGCGUAAACCCCAUGUGGAUUACUACGUUGCCUUCCUUCUUAUCUAUCUCUUGAUGAGGAUGCCUCAUUGA
This is a messenger RNA of Laccaria bicolor S238N-H82, 228 nucleotides long. RefSeq lists its product as uncharacterized. Lineage: Eukaryota; Fungi; Basidiomycota; Agaricomycetes; Agaricales; Hydnangiaceae. The record is from RefSeq and is a predicted model, not a curated record. The transcript is spliced from 2 exons. Bases 1 to 228 code for a protein of 75 amino acids.